AGAAGAAGAAAAGAGGCAGCAUUUGAAUGAGCGGGGCAGGUGCAUUCGCUCCUCAUGAAUAGGCUCUUCCCAUUAACCAUGCACGGCUCUGAAGCGCGCAUAAAUAAUAGCUGGCAGUCCUGAUAAAAAAAAAAAAGAAAAAGAAAGAAAAAAAGCGCACCUUGGGGCCUCUCCCCCCCUCUCUGUCUGUGUCCUCCAUCUCUCUCUGUUUUUUCUUUCUUUCAUGCCCGCAGCAUUUUAGUCUUCAACUUCUUUAGAAGCGGCGGAGCGACAAGAAACGCAGUGACGGUUUUUAGCCUACUUUUCGGGGAUCAGAUCAUUUCCCUUUUUUUUUUUUUUUUUUACUAAAACAUCGAAAAUGUUUUCUGCUCCCGUGUCCCGUCUGAUUUAUAAUCCUGCCCCUUGCCGAACAAAUCCUCUGGACUGAUGCCUUCCCAUUGAGAGCGAGGAGCAUAGACGCCAGGCUGCGUCAGGGCGCCUGCUUCUAAAAAACAAACAAGACAGAAACAUCGGUUUGAAAGGACAUUAAAAAAAAAAAAAAAAAAAAAAAAAAACUGCAUUCAGAAAGUGUUAGGGGAUUUGUAGCCUAGAAGUUGCAUGUGCUGAGGGAAUGGGAUACCCGGGCAGAGCGGGAUGGAGAGGAGGAUGGACGCUCCUGGUUUGCGUCGCCGCUGUCAGCUUGGUCUCAUCUGACGGACGGAGAGUGAGGCAGCCCAGAUGCCCCACGGGAUGCACCUGCACCAAAGAUAAUGCCCUGUGUGAGAAUGUCCGAUCGGUGCCUCACUCCUUCCCACCCGACGUCUUUUCACUGUCUUUUGUCAAGUCAGGAUUCAAUGAAAUCAGUGCAGGAAGCUUUGUUCAUACACCUGCCUUGCAACUACUGUUGUUCACAGCAAACUCUUUUGACCUAAUUGACGAGGAUGCAUUUCUUGGUUUACCACACCUGGAAUACCUAUUCAUUGAAAACAACAAGAUUGCAUCCAUAUCCCCGCACGCCUUCCGCGGCCUCAAAGCACUGAUACAUCUGAGUUUGGCGUACAACAACCUGGAGACGCUGCCCAAAGAUGUUUUCAAAGGCAUGGAUGCUCUGACCAAAGUGGAUCUGCGAGGCAACAACCUGAUCUGUGACUGCAAGCUCAAGUGGCUGGUGGAGUGGAUGCAUCACACCAACGCCACCCUGGACCAGAUCUACUGCAGCGGCCCACCCAUCAACCAGGGCAAGAAGAUCAAUGACCUGAUGCCGCACUCCUUCGACUGCAUCACAGCAGAGUUCGCCUCCUAUCAGUCCCUGAAGUUCGAGUCCAUUUCGGUGGAGGCCUUCACAUUUGGUCAAGAACAGUACGUCGUGUUUGCUCAGCCAUUUGCCGGCACCUGCAGUUUCCUGGAAUGGGAUCAUGUGGAGAUGACCUUCAGGACGUACGACACCAUUCAAAGCACCUCCACCGUCGUCUGCAAGCCCAUGGUGAUCGACAACCACCUCUUUGUCAUCGUUGCCCAGUUGUUCGGGGGCUCGCACAUUUACAAACGUGACACCUCCGCCAACAAGUUCAUCAAGAUCCAGGACAUCGACAUCCUGAAGAUCCGCAAACCCAACGACAUUGAGACCUUCAUGAUCGAUGGGGAGUCGUUCUUCGUCAUCGCUGACAGCUCAAAGGCUGGCUCCACGACGGUGUACAAAUGGAACGGUAAUGGCUUCUACUCCCACCAGUCGCUGCACCCGUGGUACCGGGACACGGAUGUGGAAUAUCUAGAGAUCGCCAACAAACCCCACCUGAUUUUGUCCAGCAGCUCCCAGAGACCUGUUGUGUACCAGUGGAGCAGGAACCAGAAACAGUUCGACCGCAGGACGGACAUACCAGAUAUGGAGGACGUCUUCUCCAUCAAGCACUUUCGGGUCAAAGGUGAUCUGUUUAUAUGCUUGACAAGAUUCAUCGGGGACUCCAAGGUGAUGCGCUGGGACGGCGCCAUGUUCAAGGAGGUCCAGACAUUUCCUUCCCGCGGCUCUAUGGUGUUCCAGCCCGUCUCCAUCGGCAACUGGCAGUACGCCAUCUUGGGCAGCGAUUAUUCACUGACACAGCUCUACCAAUGGGACACCAAGAGGAGCCAGUUUGUCCCAUCUCAGGAGCUGAAUAUCCAGGCUCCUCGGGGAUUUUCCGUGGUCUCCAUUGACAACCGGGUGUUCCUGUUCGCGUCCAGCUUCAAGGGGAAAACUCAGAUUUACGAACAUCUCAUGAUCGAUUUGAGUAACUAAACGCGUCGUCGACCCCGGUUCCAUUUAGACGCUUUCUUCUGUGAUUUUGUUGAACUUCUUGGCCCCGUUUUGAAUCCACCGUCCCUUUCCCACCUUAGAAACAAAAUGAAACUCUCAAGCAGGAGGAGCACUAGGAGGUUAGCUUAGCCUGUAAUUAAAUGAUUGGCUAGGAUCUUUGAGUUUCACAAAGAUAUGACGUAAUUCCCAAUUUUGACACUGAAAAUAUUUGCUAACCCACUGCAGCUAGCCCAUUUCAAUCAACAUGUACUUUCACAGUUUUUUCUUACAAUCUGGGAUUCUCCAUAUCUUAUUCUCCAUUUCAAAAGCAUAUUCUCUUUCAGGAAAAAAAAGGCAAAACCAGAAUUGAAGUAACUGAUUUUGUAGAGUUUGAUAGGAACGUAUGGGAUUUAAUAAUGGCUAAACCAUAAAACCUUUUCUGAUAAUAAUAAUGUAUUAUUAUUUUUUUUAUUAAACAAGGCAUUAACUCUAGAUUAAAAGAGUUUAUUGAGAAUGGGAUGUUACGUCCGGGCAGUGGGUUUCAUCCUAGGUCUGGGCGGUAUUUUCUAAAAUUCUGACAGUAUCACAGUCAUUUUUUUGUGUUCACAACAUUUUCUACUGGUUGAGAGAGGAAUUAAUGCAGUAGAUUGACUAAGGGUGGGCUAUUUUACUGUCAUGAUGAGUUAUCCCACACUAGUUUGCGUGGCCCCGUGUUAGCACUGCCUGCUGAUGUGGAAAUCUGGGGACAUUUACAGCUCAGACAUAAAAAUAAAUAAAUAAAUGUUAUCAAGAUGAAAAGAAGAAACAGGGACAAUAACGGUUUAAUU
Mugil cephalus (flathead mullet) is the source of this 3075-nucleotide messenger RNA. It is a transcript of the gene lgi1b, whose product is annotated as leucine-rich, glioma inactivated 1b. The record is from RefSeq and is a predicted model, not a curated record. Bases 611 to 2251 code for a protein of 546 amino acids. The transcript has 10 exons. Gene Ontology annotation, molecular function: protein binding. Lineage: Eukaryota; Metazoa; Chordata; Actinopteri; Mugiliformes; Mugilidae. Gene Ontology annotation, biological process: myelination.